Molecule: messenger RNA, 1518 nt
Organism: Cyphellophora europaea CBS 101466
Lineage: Eukaryota; Fungi; Ascomycota; Eurotiomycetes; Chaetothyriales; Cyphellophoraceae
Exons: 2
Coding region: 1-1518 (505 amino acids)
Biological process (GO): transport
Molecular function (GO): transporter activity
Source: RefSeq, a predicted model, not a curated record
AUGGCCUGGCCGCAGUGCAACACCACGCUUGAAGAUGAAAGAAUCACCGAGGAUCCCAUAUGGCAUGGUCAAACAUUCCACCACCUUGGCCUGUGGCUCUCGAUCGUAUUUGCUCUUCUUGCGGUAGUGGCAUCAUGCUUUCUCAUCAUCAUGCACGCCAUACAUUACUCGAAACCGUACGAGCAGCGGCAUAUCAUCCGUAUACUCUUCAUGGUUCCCGUCUACGCCGUCGUCUCCUUCCUGUCCUACCUCUACUACAAUCACAGCGUCUAUUUCGAAGUCAUCCGGGACUGUUACGAAGCCUUCGCGAUCGCCUCUUUUUUCAGUUUGAUGUGCGCUUACACGGCGCCGCAAUUACACCAUCAGAAACAAUAUUUCCGCAGCAUCAGUCCAAAGGCAUGGAUAUGGCCUGUACCUUGGUUUCAGAGAUGUUGCGGUGGAGAUCGAGGCAUCUGGCGGACCCCUCGCAGUGGACUGACUUGGUUCAAUGUCAUUUGGGUAGCAAUUUUCCAGUAUUGCUUUAUCCGAGUUGCCAUGACGGUGACGGCCCUAAUCACGCAAAUCUUCGACCGAUACUGCAUCGAAUCUCUCAAUCCUGCUUUUGCCCACAUUUGGGUCAUGGUCAUCGAAGCCACUGCCGUGACCAUAGCCAUGUACUGCUUAAUCCAAUUCUACUACCAGAUCAAGGAAGAUAUCGCCGAGCACAAGCCGCUGCUAAAGGUCCUUGCGAUCAAGCUUGUCAUCUUCUUGUCCUUCUGGCAAACAAUCCUCAUCUCCUUCCUCACCUCAAGUGGCGCCAUCAAGCCCAGCAACACCAUUCAGACGCCGGAUAUCAAGAUUGGCAUUCCAUGUAUGCUCUUAUGCAUAGAGAUGGCAUUGUUCGCAAUCUUCCACUUUUGGUCGUUCAGCUACCGGCCGUACAAACUGGCCCCGAAACACAUGAUCUCGGGGGCUGUGCCGGGAGAGGCACCUGGUAACUAUCAAGGCGGUUUCUUUGGCAUCAAAGCCUUCAUCGACUCCAUGAACCCCUUCGAUAUCGUUAAGGCCAUUGGUCGGGCGGCGCGAUGGCUAUUCCAAGGACGAAAGCAUCGACACCAAGAUGCGAGCUAUGACAUUGCGCUUGGGCGGAAGCCCUUCCAGGAACCAUUCGCCGCUCCACCGGCAGACUUCUCGUAUAAUGCGUCUGCAGGACCGGCGAGACCACCGUACCAGAACGUUGCCGAAGACAUGGAGACAUUGUUACCGAACCAGCAAGGUCUGGAGAUGUCGCGUUACGAGCUGUCCGCAUACCAAGCAGGAACUCGUGACGCCUCAGAAGAGGCGGAUCUAGGGACAUCGAUUCCCAGGCAGCAGUCGGCUUAUCAGCCCUACCAUGCUCACAGUGCGAUGUCACAGCAAGAGAUAGGGGUUGCGCGGCCCUAUGAGCCUCCAGCAUAUGGGAUUGCCGCUCCACACCAGCAACACACUCGCUAUCCUCCAGCAGCAGGCCAGGCGCCUGAGAAAGACAACAUGUUCUAG